UCCCUCCCUCAAUUUCCGUCAUUCCUUUCCUUUAUCUUCUUCCUUCUUCUUCUUCUUAUCAUUUGCUUCUGCAGAUCUCUCUCUCACUAAAACUUUCUCUCUCUAGAACACGCAAAACAAACAUGGCCAGAAUGAUCUUGAUGUUGGCUCUCUGUGUACUUCCGGCGCUCGUUAGCGCCACCCGUCCGGUUGCUAACCCAUUGACCGUUGAGGGUCGGGUUUACUGCGACACAUGCCGAGCCGGGUUCGAGACCUCCGCAACCACUUACAUUUCCGGUGCCAAGGUAAGAGUGGAAUGCAAAAACCGCAGGACACAGGAUCUCAUGUACAGCACUGAGGGAGAGACAGACUCGACAGGAACAUACAAGAUCUCGAUUAAAGAAGACCAUGGGGAUCAGCUCUGUGAUGCGGUGCUUGUUAGCAGCCCCAAUAGUGACUGUGCAAAGGCUGAUCCAGGGCGUGACCGAGCACGUGUCAUCCUUACCCGCUACAAUGGGAUUGUUUCCGACACCCGUUUUGCCAAUUCAAUGGGCUUUAUGAUGGAUCAGCCAAUGUCUUGGUGCAACCAACUACUCCAGCAAUACCAGGAAUUUGAUGAUUAGAGUAUGCUGCUUUAAGCCCUCUAUCAUCCCUGAAUAUUAAAGCUUUGCUUGGCUAUAUAUUAUUAUCUUAUGUCUUAUUUAUUUGGAUGUCAAUGUCUAUCUAAGGCUUAGUGGUCUCUCUCAACCCUUUUUAUUUUUUUAUUUUUUAUGGUUGUCAUUGAACUCGAAUCAAUUAAUGUAAAUGCUCUAUCGCAUUUCUUGUC
Cornus florida is the source of this 805-nucleotide messenger RNA. RefSeq names its product pollen-specific protein C13-like. The transcript is spliced from 2 exons. Bases 123 to 602 code for a protein of 159 amino acids. The record is from RefSeq and is a predicted model, not a curated record. Lineage: Eukaryota; Viridiplantae; Streptophyta; Magnoliopsida; Cornales; Cornaceae.